AUGGCUAACAAAGGUAAAGGUAAGGGAGGAAAGAACAGAAGAAGAGGAAAGAACGAGAGUUGGGGACAAAAGAGAGAACUCAUUUACAAAGAUGAGCAACAAGAAUAUGCACAGAUUACAAAAAUGUUAGGAAAUGGAAGAGUUCAGGCAGCUUGCUUUGAUGGAACUACCAGAAUCGCACAUAUCAGAGGAAAAUUGAGAAAGAAGGUGUGGAUGGCACAGGGAGAUAUCAUUUUGGUUGCUUUGAGAGAGUUCCAAGAUGGUCAAGCUGACGUUGUUCACAAAUACACAGCUGAUGAGGCGCGUACCUUGAUUUCGCAAGGAGAACUCCCAGAAACCGCCAAAAUCAAUCAAACCGAUACCUUCGGUGAAGAUGCUGACGACGAUGCCAACUUCGAGUUUGGAAACGAGAGUGAAGAGGAUGACGAAGAAGAGUUGGACAUUGACGAUAUUUAA
Messenger RNA from Ogataea philodendri, 456 nucleotides. RefSeq lists its product as uncharacterized. The record is from RefSeq and is a predicted model, not a curated record. Gene Ontology annotation, molecular function: RNA binding; translation initiation factor activity. The transcript has a single exon. Gene Ontology annotation, biological process: translational initiation. Lineage: Eukaryota; Fungi; Ascomycota; Pichiomycetes; Pichiales; Pichiaceae. Gene Ontology annotation, cellular component: cytoplasm. Bases 1 to 456 code for a protein of 151 amino acids.